AUGCCUCAUCUCAAACUCCUCAUCACCAUCUCCCUACUCUUCCUGAUCUCCACAUCAUCUGCUCGUGAUUUUGGAGACGAUUCCUCAUGUGAGUCAUCAGAAGAGCAUGGAGGCCACGGAGGAGGUCACGGUGGCCGUCCCCGUCCGCCACGCCCACCACAACCCACUCAACGACCGGAUGAUGCGCAUCGACCGAGGUGUGGACAGGGAUGGUUCACUUCGUAUCGGCCACAAGGGAUUUGGUGUAUCAGGGUAGGAAUCGGAAAGUUGGACUACAACCAGGCGGCUGCUCAGUGUGCCACGUAUGGCGGUGUCCUCUCAGGAAUUCAAAAUGAUUGGGAGAGAUGGUUGAUAUCGAAUGAGGCCAACCGUCAGACACUUGCAUACAAUAUACAGUACUCCGGUAUCUGGUUGGGAGCUCAGAGGAAUCCGGGAAGUAACACGUUCUCGUGGACCGAUGGUCACACUACCGGUGUACAGGGAAUGGUUUUCGGACCGGGACAACCGGAUAAUAAGAAUAGGGAUAAUAGAGGACCACAAAACUGUCUCCAGCUGAUCGCUUUGACACCUGGUUUCUGGAAUAAUCCAGGAUCGCAAGUUUGGGUGAGCUAUCAAUCCGGUCAAAUCGACGACUACUGGUGUGAUCAGGUCGAGGAUCCAGCACAGAGAAUGUAUGCGUGUGGAAAGUUGGGGCCGCGUGAAUAA
Molecule: messenger RNA, 705 nt
Organism: Caenorhabditis remanei
Lineage: Eukaryota; Metazoa; Nematoda; Chromadorea; Rhabditida; Rhabditidae
Exons: 3
Coding region: 1-705 (234 amino acids)
Source: RefSeq, a predicted model, not a curated record